Molecule: messenger RNA, 1131 nt
Organism: Aphis gossypii (cotton aphid)
Lineage: Eukaryota; Metazoa; Arthropoda; Insecta; Hemiptera; Aphididae
Exons: 4
Coding region: 1-1131 (376 amino acids)
Biological process (GO): sensory perception of taste
Cellular component (GO): axon; neuronal cell body; membrane
Source: RefSeq, a predicted model, not a curated record
AUGUUUAAGUUUUAUUUCAAUAAACUGAAAUUCAGUCUUAAACUAGUAUACUUUUUAACUUUAGCGAUGACAUGUGUAAUGAAUUAUUUAAAUGCACCUGCUAUCAUUUGCUCAUUGUCUGAAUGUAAAAAUCCAAUAAAGACCGAUAUAUUAGCUAUGUUCUCUCGAUCUAUUGCCAUUGCAUGCUUCUUAUCCAGAAUUACGAAUAUAUAUAAAAGUAAGAAUGAUUUUCCGAACUACAAGAAAAAAGUUGAGAAGUAUGAACUUUACUUUCCAGAAAAUAGUUCUAAAAAAAAAUACCUUAAUGUAAUUGCUAUAGCUAUGAUAUUUGCGUACAUAAUUAUCAUAAUUCCCAUAAACAUAUUAAGGAUUUAUUUGAUUUAUGUUCAUUUUGGGAAAAUAAAUGUUAUGAUUUUUUAUACAAUGAUGUAUUUACAUAAUUGGAACAUUUGUUCCACAGAAAUACAUUUUGUUGUUCGUUGUAUUGGAUUAUACCAAAAAUUUCAAUCAAUCAAUGAAGAAAUGAUAACGCUGAAGUUAAAAACUAUAUUAAAAAACAAAUAUCCAGAUGUGUUACAAAGUGGAGGGCUCAGUAAUAAUAAUACUCUUGUUGAUUUGGAAACCCGUGGGGGUUCACUAUCUUCAAUACUCAUUGUCAAUAAACUAGCUAACCACGUUGAACUACUCAGAAUGAAGCAUCAAUUUGUCCGAGGUAUUGUUGUUGAACUCAAUGACUUAUAUGGCAUACAAUUAGGAUUGUCUAUAUGUCUGUUAUUUAUAAUGACAUUAUUCGAUAUUUAUGGUGAAUUGUCUGUUGAAUUUAACGUAACCAAAACGCACGUUCUACUUUACGGAUGGCUUCUACAAUAUUUUUUCAGAUUUUGUGUAAUUGUAUUGACAUCGCAUAUAACUACAACACAGGCACACAGACCAAAAAUGAUAAUAACUGAUAUAAAUAACCGUUAUAUAGAUAACAGUACAAAACAAGAGUUACAACUAUUUUUAAGUCAAUUGUCUAGUCGGCCAGUAGAAUUUACUAUUUGUGAUUUGUUUACAUUGAACAUCUGCCUUAUAACUUCUGCUUUUGUUGCUGGCACAACUUUUCUAGUCUUACUAUUACAAUUAUAUUGA